UCAUUUAAAACUUGUGUAUUUAAAGGUUUUCGUGGGUAUCAGGUAUUCCACACAAGACACAGAUUUUGAUUAGAAGUUGUCUCUCAAAACAUUUAGCUCUUUUAAAUUCGGCUGAAUCUAAUCCGCCAAAAGCUGACUGAUAUAAUGUGAUGAGCACUGGUAACUAAUUUAAAAUGGAAAUUAUCAUGCUAUAAAUGUUGUCUGGUAAAAUAUUUGGAACCAAAUCAAGCUCUGAAUAAAGCUGAGGGGUACGUCUGGUUUGACGGGAUGGCACGUAACGUUAUUUUGUUUUCUUUUCCAGUGUUUAAUUGUUGCACGGACCUUUGCAAAUGGAAACGGUGAUCUGAAACUGAGCUGUGCUGUACAGCCUUUCUGACCACAGUGGCGUCUGCAGGGAUGAUCGCGGGGUUUGGCUCCACGUUGGCGCUGACCAAGAAAAGAAGCCCAGAAUGGUUUAAUAAGGGUGUCAUGGCGACGGCAGCGGCCCCUGAGAGUGGGGCCUCCCUGGCCCUCAGAGCUCUGGGUUGGGGCUCUCUGUAUGCCUGCUUCGGGGUCGGGCUGCUCAGUUUCGCUGUGUGGAAGGUCCUCGGAGUUCACAGCCUGUCAGAGUUCAGACAGAAGAUGCAAUCCGUCUUCCCGUCCAUCCCAAAGACAUCCCCGUCUGGAGCCGAGCCUCUGGACUGGGACUCGGUCUUCAGGUCGGAGGAAACUGGAGCUCGAGGACCAAUCAGACGAGAAGACGCAGAGACUGAAAACAAGAGGAGCUGACGUGUUUCUGAGGCAGAAAGUGGAGGAUCCUCUGGGACCAGUUUGAGCCCAGACUGGUUCCCAGCAGCCCUCGUGGUUCAGACUGUUGUGUCUCAGUGUCAAAUGACUCUAAUUUGUUUCUCUGAAUGUGAACGUGUGAUGCGUUUGUUUUUGCUGCUGCACUGAAGCAGGAAAAUGUCCACGUGUGCCGAGAGGACGCUUGCAGCGCGGACAGAUGGGACAGGACGUCAUGUGAUCACGUCAACAGCUUGUUGUGUAAAUCUCUUUCCUCAGCUGAAUCUCCUGAAGUUGUUUUAAAGUAAAAAUACAAGUUUAAUAAGAAUGUUUGAUCAAAUCUAAAUACUUUUUCCUGCUCCUGCUGCUUUCCUUGAUUAAACUGAAGUCUAAAGAUCUGACUAAAACCAGCCCAGAGCUGCGUUCAAGUGCUCAACCAGA
Messenger RNA from Scatophagus argus, 1203 nucleotides. It is a transcript of the gene tmem242, whose product is annotated as transmembrane protein 242. The record is from RefSeq and is a predicted model, not a curated record. NCBI's taxonomy places the organism in Eukaryota, Metazoa, Chordata, Actinopteri, Scatophagidae. The transcript is spliced from 4 exons. The coding region runs from base 397 to 768 and encodes 123 amino acids.